Molecule: messenger RNA, 4712 nt
Organism: Vidua chalybeata
Lineage: Eukaryota; Metazoa; Chordata; Aves; Passeriformes; Viduidae
Gene: USP30
Product: ubiquitin specific peptidase 30
Exons: 13
Coding region: 35-1462 (475 amino acids)
Biological process (GO): protein deubiquitination
Cellular component (GO): cytosol; nucleus
Molecular function (GO): cysteine-type deubiquitinase activity; cysteine-type endopeptidase activity
Source: RefSeq, a predicted model, not a curated record
GCUGCGGGCGGGGGAGGGGGCCAGGCACCGAGCCAUGCGGAGCUGGGGGGUUCUGGGGGGCGCGGCGGCGGCGCUGGCGGCCGGGAUUUACGUCCUGUGGGGCCCCAUCAGCGGCAGGAAGCGGCGGCGGAGAGGGCUUGUGCCAGGCCUCCUGAACGUGGGCAACACGUGUUUCAUGAAUUCCCUGCUGCAGGGCUUGUCCUCCUGCCCCUCGUUCAUCAGGUGGCUGGAGGAGUUCACAGCCCAGUACAGGCCGGAGCAGGAGGAGCGGCAGCAGCACCUCUCCGUGACUCUGCUGCAGCUCCUCAGAGCCCUGUCCUGCCAGGAGGUGACGGAGGACGAUGUCCUGGAUGCCAGCUGCCUGCUGGACGUGCUGAGGAUGAACAGGUGGCAGAUCUCCUCCUUUGAGGAGCAGGAUGCCCAUGAGCUGUUCCAUGUCCUGACCUCUUCCCUGGAGGACGAACGGGAUCGGCAGCCCCGUGUGACCCAUUUGUUUGAUGUGCAUUCCCUGGAGCAACCAGAAAUAAUCCAAAAGCAAAUAAGCUGCAGGACAAGAGGAUCUCUUCCCCCUGUGUCCAACCACUGGAAAACUCAGCACCCUUUCCAUGGAAGGCUGACCAGCAACAUGGUCUGCAAGCACUGUGAGCACCAGAGCCCUGUGAGGUUUGACACCUUCGACAGCCUCUCCCUGAGCAUUCCAGCAGCUGUGUGGGGUCGUCCCAUGACACUGGACCAUUGCCUCCAUCACUUCAUCUCCUCAGAGACUGUGAAGGAUGUUGUGUGUGACAACUGCACCAAAAUCCAGGCAGAAGGAAUUCUGAAUGGACAAAGCAUAGAAAACCAGAGAACAACAUUUGUUAAGCAAUUAAAGUUAGGAAAGCUGCCCCAGUGUUUGUGCAUCCACCUGCAAAGGCUGAGCUGGUCCAACCAAGGCACUCCCCUGAAGAGACACGAGCACGUCCAGUUCAACGAGUUCCUGGUCAUGGACAUCUACAAAUAUCGAGUUCCUGGUCCCAAAUCCUGCCAGGAGCAGCUCAGCCAGAAAAACUCUGAGGAGACAACCCCUGGAAUGAAGGAUGGGAGAGCAGGGAAACCUUCAGAUGCAGAACAACCAGCUGGUACCAAACCUCUCUUCAUGAAUGGUGCCUCCUCUUCUUCCUCUUCCUCUCCCUCAUUUUUAAUGUCCCCAGGAACUUUCCCACUUGCUGCAUUCCCUGAGUGCAGGGCCCCGCUGUACCUGUACCGCCUGAUGGCCGUGGUGGUGCACCACGGGGACAUGCACUCGGGACACUUCGUCACCUUCCGGCGCGCGCCGGGCGCCCGCGGCAGCCAGUGGCUCUGGAUCUCGGACGAGUCGGUGCGCAGGGCCAGCCUGCACGAGGUGCUGGCUGCCAGCGCCUACCUGCUGUUCUACGAGCGCGUGCACGGCCGGGCCCAGCCCCAGAGCCCGGCCCAGAGCUGAGCCAGCGCUGCUGGGAUGGCCCCAGCCCCGGGAUCAUCCCAGCCCUGGGGGUCGUCCCAGCCCUCGGGAUCAUCCCAACCCUUGGGAUCGUCCCAGCCCUCGAGACCGUCCCGGCCCUCGGGAUUGUCCCAGCCCUUGGGGUCAUCCCAGCCCUCGGGACCGUCCCAGCCCUUGGGAUCAUCCCAACUCUCAGGAUCAUCCCAGCCCGGGGUCGUCUCAGCCCUGGGGGUCAUCCCAGCCCUCCGGACCGUCCCAGCCCCGGGACCGUCCCGACCCUCGGGAUUGUGCCGGCCCUUGGGAUCAUCCCAGGCCUUGGGGUCACCCCAGCCCUGGGACCAGCCCUCGGGACCGUCCCAGCCCUCGGGAUUGUCCCGGCCCUUGGGAUCAUCCCAGCCCUCGGAUGGAGCCUCUCCGUUAUGCAAAGCUCCCCCUCUCCAGGCUCCCUUCCCGGUGGGAACAGCUGGGAGCUGUGGUUUGUAGCCAGGUCCUGCUGUUCCAGCGCCGUGCAGCCCCGGGUGUGUGGUGAGGAGUGUUUUUCUGCCUUGUCCCAAGGCUCUGUUCCACGUCCUGACACGGCACUUUUCCCAGGGAGAUGCUUUAUCCCACACAUUUCACUUCCCAAGGGAGAGCCCUGGAAAGGGUUGAUGUCAAGCUGCUGUUGAAGAGCCCCUCCCCAUCCCAAUCCCUCCCCUGGCACCUCUCCCUUAGGCACCAGCCCCUCCAGGUUCCCUUCCCUGUGGCAAUGGCUGGGAAUUGUGUUUUGUACCCGAAUUCCCAGAGCUGUUCCGACGUCCAGCCCCAAGUGUGUGUUGAGCAGCCUUUGUCUGUCAGGCAGGGAUUUUAUCCCAAGGCUCUGUUCCCAGUGUUUCCCAGUGGGGAGCCCUGGGAUGGGAAGCUGCUGUUGGCAAUGAUUUAAGACACAAAGUGCCUUGAGCUUCCCUGAACAGCUGCAUUGCCACUGGCCCAGGCCUCUGCACGCCCACUGCGUCCUGGGAAUGCCUCACACCCACGGGAUGAACUCAUGCAAUCCCAUUUCCCCUGACCCAUCAAGUCAAGGCAUCUCCACAAACUGCCCCCAUCCAAAGGAUUUCCCUGCUCGCACGAUUUUCCUCCUACUUUACUUCUUUAUAUUGUAAAGUCCUUCUCCUGAUUUAAAUUGCUUAAUCCAGGAGAUCAUUUUGUAUCUAUUAAGAGCUGAAACCUUAAUUUAUUGCUCCAUACCUUUGGAAUCUAGCUGGAAUCAGCACAUGGAAGUGUUUGCUAGUGCUCAGUGUUGUCAUUUCCUUCAGCACUGUUGAAUCCAGUUGUUUUGUAGCAUCAACUACAACUUUUAAUGCUGUGAUUUCCAAGCUGCUGUAACUGUUCUAGACUUGCCCUUCCCAUUUUAUUGCUGGAAUCUGCUAUUCCCAGCAUUGGGAUCCACGCUCCUGGCUUGCAGCUCAGCUGUAGAGCAGCCCCUGGCCUUGUUAAAUGGAAUAUAAACAACAGGGCCAGGACUGGUGGGCACUUACUGGUCUCAUGAAGAAAUCUGGGAAUCCUGCAUCAGCUCCAGGCUGCCCUGUAAAUAGAAAUAAGGGGAAUUGUGCUAUUCUGGAUCUUUUGAUGUGAAAAAAAAAAAAAAGAAAAAAAAAUCCCAAAGCACAGAGGGAAAAGCAGCAAAAAUCCUCCUUUAAAAACCUGCUUUUAAAUAACCAGGAAUAAAAUAUGUAGGUUGUUUUUAGCUCUUUUCUGUCCUUGUAAGCUUGGAGGAGAAAAGUCCCUCAUCAGACAAGCUUUUUUUCAGUGUGAAGUUUUCAAAUAACAAUGUCUUAAAUAGCUUUUUAGGGCAACUUUGUACCUCAUGAAUUCAUAGUGCUGCCCAAAGCUCGGGGGUGUUCACACUUCCUCAGGAGAGGCUCCAAACCAGCCAAAGCAGGAGUGGUAAAAAUGGGUGGAUAUGCAAAAUUAUUUACACAACUCAUCAUUCCAGAGUCUGGAGCACAAUUCCUGGCCCAGGUAAUGCUCAUAAAUAAAUAUUACAUAAAUAUUACAUAUAAAUAGUACAUAAAUAUUGAUAAAUCCACUGCUGGACUGGGACCUGGUUCCUGGCUGUGCUGCAUGAGCAGUAGCUUGGUUUUAACUUGUUUUAAUUUACAGAAAACCAAGAAAACAAGCAAACAAAAAAAAACCCUGAAGGAUGCAAAAUGCCAAAAAUUUGCUCUGGCCGUUAAAGGGAGAAGGAGCCAGCCCUUCCUACUGGGAGCCAUCCAAAACCAUCACCCCUGCAUCUCCCUCCAGCAGAUCUGCCCCUGCACCUCAGAACUGAAACCAUUUCCAGUGCCAGCAGUGGCUGUCCUGCAUUCUCCAGGCUCAGUGCUCUGCUUGUGGGGGGUUUUCCUGGAUUUGGGGUUUUUUCCUGGAUUUGGGGGUUCAGCUGAGCAUCCCCUUGGGCUCAGUUGUGCUGGAGGAGGGGCAGAGGACACGCACACUAUGGACUGAAGUCUGAAAUCAGGCAGCUGGGACCAGCAGGUUUUCCCUUGCCAAGAGCUGUUUCCCUGGGCUGUGGAUUGACUCUGGAUCUCCCUCAAGGGCUAUCAAGGGGAGAGCUGAGCCUUUUUUCUGGCUUUGCUUGGUGGGCUUGGCUUAACCUUCAGGUGAGGAAGGGAGCAAAGCCCAGCUCCUCAGUCCUGGCCCUGAGCUGUGCCAGAUCCUCCCAGCCCCCUGUGAGCUGGGGAUCUGUGCGGGGCUCUGGGAGCUCAUCCUCCCCUCUGGAGGUCCCUGGGAUCUGUUUUCCAGUCAGCCACACCUGUGGAGAUCACUGGAAUUUGUGCAGGUGUUUGGGAAUCAGCCCUCCCCUUUGCAGGUCCCAGGGCUCUGUGUUUGCCUCCCUUUGGAGGUCACUGGGAUCUGUCUUUCCAGCGGUUACAGAGCUUUUUUUCCCAGCCAAACCUCCCCUCUGGAGGUCCCUGGGAUCUGUUUUCCAGGCAAACCUCCCCUCUGGGAGGGCUCUAUGCAGCCACAAGGCUCAAACACUGGUACUCAUCCCUCCCAAGCUGCCAUGGUGGAGAAGGUGUUAAUAAAUUGUAAAGAAUUAAGAGCUCCAAGAUGACAUUUCUGUGUUUGGAUUAUUAUUGUCUUAUCUUGUGUGUUAAUUUAAAAAUGUCUGUUCCAUCCAAGCACUGCACUGCUGUUUGAAGUUGCUUUAUUUUCCACUUCAGGGUAUUUUUGUAACUAACUGUACAGUAGCAAUAAAAGAACAAACUUGGUAGAA